AUGAGUGACUCAGAGAUGAUGACACCCUCGAGUGCGGUUGAUUCCGGCGCGAACUCGCCCUCGACCGCUCCCACGUCAGUGCGAGGUGCCACGACGAGCACGAUCAAGCGCCGGUCGUCGGGCCGCACGACACGACAAGUCAUCAUCACGGACGCGCAAGACGAUCAGGUCAUGGAGCAAGAUGAUGUUGAUGAUGACGAUGACGACGAUGAUGUUCAAGUUUUGAUCCCGAGGUCAGUGGUAUGCCAUGGCGUGCCAGCCGCCCACCGUCUGUCGCACGCGCGCCGCGUGACAUUCGCAUCGAGUGGCGACGACUCAUCCCUGCUUCCCGUCCCGUACUGAGUACCGACCUUCAACACCUUGGGCCUCUUUCUCACAGUGCCCGGAGCUGCAGGAAUUAUGCUCCGGCCAAAGGCUCGCGCAAGUCCGUCGAACACGCUGUCAUGACCGCCGACUCGAUCAAAGCCGAGGAUAGCGAUGGCGACUCUGAGCAUGUCACCCCGUCGCGGUCGACUCGGCGAUCGCUGCCCCGUCGCAGUUCGUCACAGGCCAAAGGCAAUGCGCGCAUCGUGCAGAUCGAGUCCGAGGACGAAGACGACGAUGACUUUGCCAUGGCGCAAGACAACGACGACGACGAUAACAAUGAUGAAGAUGAAGACGCUGGAGGUGAUAUGGAGCAAGCCUAUGAUGUCGAGACGGCGACGCGGCUUGCGAAAGCCUUACAGAACGGAGGCUCAAAGAAAGGCAAGGCUCGGUACGUGGACGCCGAAGCGUUGGGGAAAAUUGUCGCCAGAAAGCUCGGGCGCGCAAGUAACGGGUCCACGAGCAAGCAAGAUCAGUCUUUUGAGCUUGUUGUGGCGAACUCGAACAAGGUGACCGCCAAGACCAAGUCAGCGACCCCUGUCACCGAGAACAAGCGUCAAUUGACCCGCACGAAUUCCACGCGAUCCAAGCGGGGUGUGACGUCUGCUUCCACCGCGCGAAAGAGCAAGAUGAUUGUUGAUUCAUCGGCUUCCUCCGAUGGCAGUGACGAUGCGUCGGCCUUCUCGCCCGAUUCGGACGAGGACGAGGACGAAGGGAUGCUGACCGACGACUCGCUCUUGAGGGACUUGGCGGGCUCGGAAGCCGAAGAAGGUAGCGACGACGAUUUAUCGGACGCUGGCGGGGACGAUGGCAUCAAACGUAACGAAAGGUCAUACAAGAAGCAGGUCAAGACAGCGGAAGAGAUUGCCGAGAAGCUCAGUCGGCCCAAGAUCAAGCCCAGGAAGGGCCACGUUUUCUCAAAAAAGGAAAAGAAGAUGAUGUCCCAGCUUUCAAGGGUCAGUUACUCUGAAGUAAAUGCUCCGAAGAGAGCAAACAGCUGAACGAAUUCCGUUCCAUACGCGCGUUCCUCACGCAGUAUGAGAAAGCGGAUGCGUAUCUGAUGGCGAACCACCCCGAGCUCGUUGACUGCUGGCCCAAACUCGAAGCUGUCCCCAGGACUAAGGUCGAGCGUGCCGAGCAACCCGCCGGAUUGACACAAAAACUGCUGCCGUUUCAACUCGAAGGACUGAACUGGAUGGUCAAGCAAGAACAGAGCAUCUUUGGCGGUGGCUUCCUGUGCGACGAGAUGGGGAUGGGCAAGACCAUUCAAACAAUCGCACUGAUUUUGUCGGACUUCAACACCGCGGACCGCAAGCGCACGCUCGUUUUGGCGCCGACGGUCGCCAUCAUCCAAUGGUCCCACGAGAUUGCCAAGUUCACCGAGGGAAUGAAGGUGCUUGUCUACCACGGCGCUGGACGCAUCAAGACCGUCAAGGAGAUGGAGCAGUACGACAUCGUCCUUACGAGCUACGCCGUGAUGGAGUCGACGUUCCGUCGCGAGCAAAAAGGGUUCACGCGCAAGGGCAACCUUAUGAAGGAGGACUCGAUUGUCCACAAAGUCAACUGGCACCGCGUCAUCCUUGACGAAGCGCACAACAUCAAGGACCGUGCGUCGAACACGGCCAAGGGUGCUUUCGCUCUCAAAGCCAAGUAUCGCUGGUGUCUGUCUGGUUAGUUUGACGCACCCAAGGGGCAAAUGUGUGGCCAGCCAUGCUGAUCUUGCUUUUUUCGAGCCCGUCUCCAGGCACCCCGCUUCAGAACCGUGUCGGCGAGCUGUACUCACUCAUUCGUUUCGUCGGCGUUUCGCCUCAUGCUUACUACUUCUGCAAGCAAUGCGACUGCAAGAGUCUACACUGGCUCUGCAACAAGGGGCCGUGCACCGAGUGUCGCCAUUCGGGCAUGCAGCACGUUUGCUGGUGGAACACGGAGAUUCUCAAACCGAUCCAGUAUGGCGGUAUGCACGAGGGCCAAGGAGCCAAGGCGUUCCGCAAGCUUAGCAUCCUCUUGGAGCGACUCAUGCUUCGUCGCACCAAAGUUGAACGAGCCGAUGAUCUGGGUUUGCCUCCUCGAGUUGUCAACGUUCGUCGCGACUACUUCACAGAGGAAGAGGAGGAGCUGUACCAGUCGCUUUUCAAAGAUGUGAAGCGCAAGUUUAAUACGUAUGCGAACGAGGGCACCGUUUUGAACAACUACAGCAACAUCUUCACCCUCAUCACUCGCAUGCGACAAAUGGCGGACCACCCCGAUCUCGUGCUCAAGUCGCGCACUGCGAUGCCGGUGCAGCACGCCGAUUCGGAUAAGCCGGAAGAGAUUUUGACGUGUCGCAUCUGCCUCGAUGAGGCCGAGGACGCAGUCAAGACGCAGUGCCGCCACAUCUUCUGCCGCGAAUGUGUGCGACAGUACAUCGAAACGGCGACGGUCCACAAACCUUUGUGCCCUGUGUGUAACAUCCCCAUCACGAUCGACCUCGACCAAGCUGCGAUCGAGCAGGACACAACGGGCCGACAGGGAAUCUUGUCGCGUUUGGACCCUACGAAGACGAGGACGUCGACCAAGAUUGAGGCCUUGCUGGAGGAGUUGAGCAAGACGCGGACCGAGGAUCACACGCUCAAGACGCUCAUCUUUUCCCAGUUCACGACCAUGCUGUCAGUUCAUCCUUUCGCCCUGAAUUUCCGAAACCCUUCUCCUUGAGCAGCUAACCAUGCUGACUUCUGCAAUCGACCCACAGGGACCUCGUUGCUCGCCGUCUGCAGCUCGGCGGGUACAAGUUCGCGCGCAUUGCGGGUACCAUGACACCCCUGGCGCGCGACAACACGAUCAAAGCCUUCACCGAGGACCCAGAAUGCACCGUGUUCCUCAUUUCGCUCAAGGCCGGCGGUGUGGCCUUGAACUUGGUUGAAGCAAGCCGAGUUAUCUUGCUCGAUCCCUGGUGGAACCCCGCAGUGAGUGCUCGCAAUACCUCGACCAAGGACCCAAAAAUCACGCUGAUCCGCCGGAAUUGUUGCGCUGCUAGGUCGAGCUGCAGGCCAUGGAUCGUACUCAUCGGAUUGGCCAACGUGCGUGAAAAGCCUGUGACUUCCGUUUUCGCCGUCCUAACCCGGUGCCCACUCUAUAUUCUUGGAUGGCUUACAGAUCGACCCAUAACGAUCACUCGUUUGGUGAUCGAAAAUUCCAUUGAAAGUCGUAUCCUUGAGCUUCAGCGGUAAGUGGUUCUGAGGCGCAACUCGUGUUUAACCUAUCUUGAAGUCAUGGGCUGACUCACCCUCUGACUCACGCCUCCUGUGAUCUUGGCGACUUGUAGGAAAAAGGAGAAUCUGGCAGCAAGUGCUCUGGGCGAUGACACCACUGCGGCAGGUCGUGUGAGUCAUUUUCUAACACGUCGGAGUCCUUUUGAAUGUCCACGCCGCUCUGGUCUCGUAGCGGGCUUUUCGGACCAGCUUGUGGCGCCCCGAUCCUCUGCUGAUCGCUGACGGGUGCUGGCUCCCUCGCGUUUUCGCUUCCUCGUGCAGCUCACUCCCGAGGAUCUGCGGUUCUUGUUCUCGUUGUCUUAG
Microbotryum saponariae is the source of this 3914-nucleotide messenger RNA. The record is from the annotation of a GenBank genome assembly. Lineage: Eukaryota; Fungi; Basidiomycota; Microbotryomycetes; Microbotryales; Microbotryaceae.